Paraphaeosphaeria sporulosa is the source of this 1524-nucleotide messenger RNA. RefSeq lists its product as uncharacterized. NCBI's taxonomy places the organism in Eukaryota, Fungi, Ascomycota, Dothideomycetes, Pleosporales, Didymosphaeriaceae. Bases 1 to 1083 code for a protein of 360 amino acids. The transcript is spliced from 3 exons. The record is from RefSeq and is a predicted model, not a curated record.
AUGCCACUGGUAGCCAGAGCAUCGCCGAAGUCAAGUCGGGGAGAGGAGCUGGUCAAUCUUGCCAUCGCCUUUAUAGUGAUUCAGACUAUCGUCUUGAUACUUUUCUACAUAUCCAGAUAUGCCAAAGUCAAGCAUAUAUCAGGAGUGGAGAUGAAGUACUUCAUGCCUCUGGGGUACAUGUUUUGUAUUGGCAAUGCCGUAUGCGCGAUUCUCAUGGUGAGACUAGGUGGUAUGGGUCGGCAUGUCCUAACACUGAAUGCUGAGGAAAUCUUGAUGCUGGGCAAGGUGUUCAAAGCCGAAGAAAUGAUCUACCUAGCCUCAGUCAUGUUCCCUAAGCUUGCCGCUCUGUCUCUCUACAUUCGACUCUUCAUGAACCCGGUCCGACGGCUGUCAUACAUUGUUGGCGCGUUCGUGGUGUGCAGCUUCCUGGCUGGCUGGUUGACCUGGGCCUUUUCUUGCCGACCGUUUGCGUUCAACUGGAACAAGACAAUUCCGGGAGGGCAUUGCAUCAACACAAAUAUGUCUUACACCUACUUUAGCAUUCCAAAUCUCCUCUCAGAUCUGGCCCUCAUCUUGUUACCACUGCACCCACUCUGGAAGCUGAACGUUGCUCGAAGUCAGAGGAUUGGCUUGCUGGUCACGUUUGUACUUGGUGGUUUUGGAAUUGUGACCGCCAUCAUUCGCUUCGUUUCGUUCAUAACAACCGAUAUCCGCUCCGAUCCAUCGUUCCAUGGCGCUACGACAAUGCGGUGGGGCAUCAUUGAGCCUGCCAUGUACCAGAUGGCUGCUACACUCCCUACUCUGCGCCCUCUUCUCACCAGCUCUAUGUCGGUCUUGAGUCGUCUUUCAAGCAAAUCCAAGCUAGAAAGUUCCAACGGCGGAACUGACGCGGGCGCGGAGAUUGCUUCUGGCGAUCGGAACCACUUCGUAAAGCUGGACGACUAUCAUUACCUUCAAGAUUCCAGGACCUCAAAAGGAUUGGGCAAGAAAUAUUCGGGUGUCUUGAAGACAACGAACGUUUCUGUGACGAGUCAUACUACUCUUUCUGCCGAUGAGUAUGUAAUGGGGCCUGCCAGACCGUAGUCCUUGAGUGUCAAAUGAAUUUGAUAGUUUACCCCUUACUGGCCUCCACCAAGUGCAAGCGUGAAGUGCAAGUGUGAGAUUCUAUGAGACCGUUCCAGACAAGAAGACGAGCUAUAACAUCAUCAUACUAUGUUCAAAGAGUUGCAGAGCGGCGCAAUACGAUACGUUGCUGGCACUUCAGCGUGCUCAUAAGGGUCUUCGACAAUGGCUAUGGCAAAGACGAUAAAUCCGAAAUGUUCAGAUCUCAUACAGUGUGAUUUUACCCAUACUCACGCAAAUGAUAUGAACUACCUCUAAGCGCGAACAACAUAUUGCCUUUCACGAUGGUGUGUUCCUCGCAGUAGUUCAACAAUCGAACCACGAUCAUCUCCGCGGAUUUUGCCUGAAAUGGGAAAUCAAGAUCGUGCCAGCGGAACAUCUAGCCGCAAGCCACCUCCCCUU